GUCUGAGCCGCGGGCCAAGGGCGGCGGUGGCAAGGGCAAGAGCAAAGGAGUUGGCAAGGCAGGCAAGACCAACGCGAGCGGAGCCAACCCCCUGGACUACGUCCGCUGUGCGAACUGCUCGUACAAGUGGAACUUCAAGGCCAGGGUGGAGUGCUACAACUGCAAGAAGCCGCUCAAGCCUGCCGCAGUGGACGAGCCUCCGCAGCUACGGGCAUCGGCGUGGUCAUUCGUGCGCGAGCCGUGGGUGCGGCACUCUGACGACUGGUUCAGGUACGAGGCGCCGCCACCGCAGCCCGCCCCGCCGUCGGAUGCAGAGUGCCUCGCGGCGUUGGCGGCCAGGCAUCCCGAGCACGGCCAGCAGCUCGAGGCCAUCAAGAUGGCAGUCGCACCACCGCCCGUUGCGGCCACGGUGUUGCCAGAUGUGGCCCUCAACCGCGCCCGGGCCAAGCAGCGGCGGGCUCAAGCCGCCUUCCUCUCCAAGUCCCAGCAGGUCCACGACGCCGAGCAGUGGCUCCAGGCCUGCCGCGAGGAGGAGGUGCGUGCUGGUGAGCUCGUCCUGGCGUGCAACGUGGAGGUGGAGGAGGCCUACAAGGCAGCAGCGCCCAAGGGCGUCCAGGUGCAGGCGCAGGAGGCGCAGGAGCCUGGCGCCAAGACUCAGCCUGCCGUGGGCCUCAACGUCACGGCGCUUUUGGCGGAAGACUUCCAGGUCGAGGCAGGCGACGCCUUCAGGCUGGACGACCCCGACCUGGACAUCACCGACACGGAGCGCGAGGAGUUCAACAAGUCCCUGGAAGGCUUCGUCGAGCAAGUCAAGCAGCACGUGCGCACCACCUUCGGUGAGGCCAAGACGCAGCUGGAGCAGAGGCGCAGCGAGAUCGACGCCAAGCACCAGCAGCUGCUGGCCAGGCCCCCACCCCUGGGCAGCCUGAGGCCCCUGCUCGGCCUCCUGUUGCUCACCCUCCAGAGCCACCCAGCCUCCGCGGCCCCGAUGGCGCAGCCAAGUUGGCUCAGCUCAGGCGGGACUUGGCAGCAGCAGCCGCCGUUCCAGCUGGGGGCGCAGAUGCGUAAGGCCCAGUCCUGGGGACCUGAUGCGCCGCCGGAGGCCAAGCCACGAGAGCCCAGACUCGUCCGCCUGGGCAGGCGGGAGCGGGCCAUCCUGGCCACGCGUACGCGCCGCAUGGCUCGGCACUGGCGCCCUACCCCGUCGCUGGGGACCACGGCUCAGGACCGCAGGCACUGGGACUCCUACUGCGUGCCGUACAUCUUCCACCAGCUGGGCUCUGGGGAGUACACAGCCAUGCUGGACGACCUGGCAGCCACCACGGGCAGCGGAUCCCGAAUUGCCGAGCGCAUGAGGAUUGCACGGGAGUUGGGUGACGAAGCCUGGAACCGUGGAGGGGAUGCCAGGCGCCUCCAGCGGCAGUGGUUGGAGCAUCUGCAAGUGGCUAAUCAGGAUGCUUUCGAGCGUGAGGCGGCUCAGCAGGACCGCGCCCAGUCAGCCGCGGAGCGGUGGUUCGACCGCCAGCCCCAGGCGACGUCGGGAACGCAGGCCCCCACCGUCUACUUCGACGACCGCAUCCACUGCUGGAGGUUGUGCGCCGCGAAGGUGCUGGAGGCCGACCUCGGCCCAUCCACCUCGUCUGGGACCUCGGAGGAGCCGCUGCGUUGCUCUGCCUCGCCCGUUGAAUGCACCGAGCUCACUCCCACCCCAGCCGCGUGCAACCUCACGGACGAGCACCGAGGCUCAGCUGUCUCAUCUGGGGAAAGCCACUGCGGCCCUGGGCAGCCUAACAUCAUCGAGAUGGCCCAUGAGACUGUGGCACACCCUACCGAGGGCGGGGACGUCAGUGUCGGCAGUGUUGGCGGCCAGUCCACCGGCAGCGGGACUUCGGCAAAGCCCCAGUGCGACGUCGCCAAGUAUCGACCCUCAGCAGCAGGAGCCCGCAGAGGCAAGCGUCGACAGCGGAGCCACAGGCGCUUCACCUUCCACAGCGUCAAUGCCAGCCUCAGCUGGGGCAACGUUGUGGGCUACCUCCACGGCGCGGCACACCAGCAGCUCACCGAGGGCAAGAUUCCGAUCAUCGGUUUCCAGGAGCACGGCAAGCGGCGCUUAUGGGCCGAAGAGAGCGCACGGGCCCUGCUGCCCUUGGGCUGGAGGGCCCUGCCCACGCCAGCGACGGACGGCCCGAAUGGAGGGGCCUCGGCGGGCGUCUUGCUGGCGAUACCUGCCUGCGUCGGCGUCGCUCUUGCAUCUGGACAGCGACACUGGGACAUAUCUCCCCCAGGUUGUGCAGGCAGGCUCCUGAUGGCCACCCUCGAGGCCAAGGGCAUCGGCAAGUUACUGGUUUUCUGUGCGUAUUGCUUCACUGGCCGCGUCGUAGCGUGGCAAGGGGAAGGGGGCACCAACCGCUCCCCGCACGGUGAGCGCGUGAUCGAUUAUUUCUGGAUGCACUCCAGUUUGGCUGCCAAUAUUUCCCCAGCCCGCAUUGACGACGACGCGGUCUACCACCCUCAUAGAGCCACAUGGGUCGAGUUUCAGCAGCCUUGGUCGGCCUUUACCUACACCAAGCUCAUCCGACCCCACAAGUUCCCGAUCCCAGGAGUCAAGCCGAGGCACUUCGAUCUCUCGUGCCCAGACGUGCCUGCAGGUUUCGACCCCGAUGCGGUGCCUACCCAGGAGCUCCUGGACGACACCUGGGAGGCUUUCUGCCACGCCGCCGAGGAGGAGCUGAUCCAGAAGGUGGGUUUGGACCCCAGCAGUCGGCAAGCCGAUCAAUGCCGAGGGCGUGGGGGACCACCGCGCUUCAGGAAGUGCCCGUUGCUCCCGACCCACACCGAGGCCAUCGCUUCGUACGGGGAGGCCAAGCGUUGGAGGUGGUUUGCCAACGAGUUGGCUUGGCUGGGCAUCAUUGAAGUAAAGCUUUUCAGCUACACGGGCGCUUCCGACCUGGUCCUCACCACGUUGCACCAGCAGCGGCACGCCUCCAUCCGCAAGUUGCGUGACCGCUUCAGGCACCACAUGCUGUUAGAAGGCGUGGCUGAGCUGCAGGAGUUCUUCGAGGUUUUCACGUCUCGGGACCGCGGCUAUGAAGACUUGCAGGAGCUCUCGGCUUGGCACCUCAGCUGCAGUCAGUAUGCCUCGUACUUGGAGUGGCAGAUCGGCAAGGAACGACGAGAUUCCUUCAAGCAGCGGUUGGAGGACGACUUCCCAGGCUCGCAGGGGCUCCUCCACAGGGUCACCAAGUGGCGCCAGGCUUGGCAGGGUCCCAAGGGCAGCAUCUCCAAGAAGCUGCUCCCAGCGGCGCCUCAGGCCGCCGUGGACCAGGAGUUGCACGACUGGUCGAAGGUCUGGACCACUGGCUCCGGUUUCCCCAAGCCGUGGAGGGGCCUCCAGCAAGUCGCCGUCACGCCGCCCAGCCCUCACCACCUGCGCGCUUUGGCCCAGCGUUUCAGGGCCAAGACGGGGAUUGGCGUGGACGGAUGGCAACCCAAGCUUUGGGCCUACCUCACGGACGGCACGCUCUCGGUGCUCGCGUCAUUGCUGGCCUGGUGCCAACAACUGGGGCGGUGGCCGUCCCAGGUCCACCUCCUGCUCGUUUUCAUCAUCGGGAAGCUCGAUGGAGGGGGCCGACCCAUCAUUCUUCUACCUGGCCCUUGCCGAAUCUGGGAGGCGUGGCAGCUGCCCACCAUCAGGAGCUGGUUGGCGGCGCACCCCAGGAGCUACGACUACACGGCGGCGGGCCAAUCAUCGGAGCGUGCGCUGUGGAAAGCUUUGUUGGACGACGAGCUCGUGUUGGGCACAGGCAUACGUGCGGCCACGAUGCUGGCGGACCUCGCCAAGUGUUAUGAGAAGGUUCCGCAUGAGCGUAUGUGGUGGCUAGCAGCUUGGUGGGACGGCCCGCUGGAGGUGGUCGCGCUCGCCCUGGAAAGUUUCGCCUUUGGCCGUGUCAUUCGUCUCGGGGAGGCCUGCUCGGCGGAGGUCCUGUCCUCCACAGCGCUCCCAGCGGGCAGCCGUUUCGCGCCCACCUUCCUGAGGUUCUACCUCACGCUGUGCUUAGACGACCUGCUGGGGGUUUUCCGCCUCACGAUCUACUUGCACGUUGAUGACAUCGCCCUGCGGGUCAUGUCCACCGAGGCGCGCGUCUUGCACAUGCUGCCGCAGGCCACGCGCUUGCUGUUUUGGAUGCUGGAGUCCUUCUUGGGCCUGGAGGUAGCCCGAGCGCGGGACGGGGCGAGAGGCAAGUGCUCUUUCCUGCAAACGGCCACUCCGUCUUCAGGCUUGACGCAGGCCAUGGCCGUCCUGGGAGUACCGCCCAGCACCUCCGAGCGGUGGCUCGGCAUCGACUACGGUCCCAGCGUCAAGACAGAGAACCAGUCAGCCCCAGUCAGACACGCGCGGCUCAAGAUAGCCAAGCAGCGUUGGCCUAAGAUCCGCGGCCUUCCUCGUGCACGCGGGGGCAAGCUCGAGAUGGUCGUGCGGCAGGGCCUCGGAGCCUCGGUCGCCUACGGCGCCCGUGUCCGCGGCGCGCCCGGGCCCAUCGUGCGUUUCAUACAGCAGAAGGAUCGGGCCGUCCGCAGGGGCGCCACAGCUUUUACCUCCCGAGUCUUGCACAACGGCCUCGACCCCAGUUGCGCCGACACCCUCGUUCUGGCACCGCUGCUGGCUUUGGCGAGGGAAGCUUGGGACCACCCAGAGGGGCGGCGUGCGCAGGCCACAGCAUGGGCCCGAGUGCAGCAACAGCUCGCGCUGUACAUGGACGCCGACGCUCAGGAGUUGUGGUCAGUGGUGCGCGGCCCAGCGGGGGCCACUUCAGUCACAGUUCGAGCCCAUGGUUGGAGCAUGCCGUCAGCCUUCGAGAUUGUCUUGCCUCCACGUGGCGGGGUGCUCCAAGGAGGGGACGUCCAUCUUAAUCUACUGCAGAUUUGCCCCAAGUCGGUCGAGGCCGCCGUGCUUUUGGCCGCCCGUUCCAGAGCCCUGUGCCAGUGGGCGGCGGCUCAGCCCGAGCGGGCUGCGCUCCUGCCAGCGCCGUGGCUCACCCCAGCGAGGCAGUUGGUCAAGCGGCGCAAGCAGGACGGGUGGCUGCAACACCAUGCCGACGCGGUCAAGAAGGCGGUGUUGGGCGGUUUCCCUUCGCAGGGGGCCCUUUUCUCUUCGGGCCAGGCGGGCACUCCGUAUUGCCAGCUUUGCGACGACACGACCUGUUUCGGCACCCACCAGCACUAUUACUGGCGGUGCGGCAGCCCGACGUGUGCUACGGUGAGGGAGCAGCUGACGGCCCACGACGCGUCACCUACCUUCAGAGACGUCGGCCACCUGGGCGUGUCGGCCUCCUCGUCGGAAGCCUCAAGAUGGUUGUGGGAGCGGGGUUUGCGGCGAACCCCAUGUUACGGCUUGGCUUGGAGUCUACCGUCGCAGCGCACCCAUUGGAUCGUCAAUGGCGCGGCCCCCGAGCUCACCGAUGUGCUGGUUUCGGACGGAUCAGUCAAAGGCUUGGAUGACCUCAGGCACGGCGGCUGGGCGGCUUUGCAGUGCACAGCGGAGGCCGACGACGUGGUGCAGGGCCUGUACGGCCCACUGCCCUUUCCCGACCCCAGCUCGGUCCUGGCAGAGUUGUGGGGUCUCCUCCACGCCCUCAGGCAGUCGGUCUUCAUCACGGCCAUCAUCAUUGACAAUGCUCAGGUGGUCCAAGGCUUGGCUCGUGGCAGGGCAUGGUGUUGUUCAGCGGCCAGACCCUAUGCGCACGUCUGGCUCGAGAUCUGGGAUCGCCUGGAUGACAUGGACAUCCUUCCUGGCAGAGAGUUGUCGGUCAUCAAGGUCGCCUCGCACAUAUCGCAGGCCAAACGCCUAGAGCUGCCAGAGCAGGUCCAGAUUCACAUGAGGCACAAUGACUUAGCCGACGAAUGGGCCAAGCAAGGAGCAGACCUCAGCGCGCCGCCAGAGUGGGCCACGUUGCAGGUCAAGCAGGAGCUCAAGGCCACCAAGCGCGUGCUCGAGUACAUCGGGCACUUCAGGGUCCUCCUCGACGGGGUCAAGUUGGCGGAGCCUAGGCACCCGCACGUUCUGGAAGUGUGCCGCGGUUAUUCCAAGUGCACCAACUGCGGCAAGGCGCCGCCGCUCGGCCUGUGCGACAGCGAGCAGACCAUGGGGAUCAGGGACGCCCAUGGCUACGACGAUACCGACGAGUUCGCGGCCCUCAGCGCGCACAGCGACCUCGAGGUGGUGGAGGCAGACGGCAAGGCCACGCAGGCCACAGGCACCCAGGCGUCAGAGCGCGAGACGUGGGCGACGGUGCUGCGGCUGGCGCUGGGGCAGCUCCUGUUCCCACGGUGCCGCCUGCUGAUCAACCCGCUGGCGAGCCUGGAGCUGAUCAGGGGCGGCCUGGCACCGCUGGCGGGGUCCCCGCCGCCCUCGGCUGGGGCUGCGGCGGCCUCGGAGCCAGAGCGGGGUGCGCGCGGGCGGGCGGCCUCUGCCCAGCCCGCCAG
Messenger RNA from Prorocentrum cordatum, 6483 nucleotides. Lineage: Eukaryota; Dinophyceae; Prorocentrales; Prorocentraceae. The record is from the annotation of a GenBank genome assembly.